AUGUCCUGUUUGAUGAUUGUCAGGGUUUACCUGCUGUUAGUAUGUUUGGUGACGUGGAGGCUGCUGGGGAGCAAGAAGAGCAGACCAGUCUCAGGGCAGGCAGAAGAAUUGCAGCUGUUGGAUGUGGCGUUUGAGAAAAGCCCUGAUUUUUUGGGACUUGGUUUUGCUACCCAGGUGCUGUAUGAAUUGCCCAUGAACACACAGUGGUGCUUUGACAUCCAGUGGUGUCCCAGGAACCCCGCUGUCUUGUCUGCAGCUUCGUUUGAUGGGCGGAUCAGUGUUUACUCCAUCAUGGGAGGCAGCACGGAUGGCUUGAGACAGAAGCAAGUUGACCAGCUUUCAUCCUCUUUUGGGAACCUUGAUCCAUUUGGAAUGGGACAGCCUCUCCCACCUCUGCAGCUUCCCCAGCAGACUGCCCCACAGAGUGUUGUCUUGCCCCUAAAGAAACCACCCAAAUGGAUCCGGCGACCUGUGGGAGCAUCGUUCUCAUUUGGAGGCAAGCUGGUUACGUUUGAGAAUGCCAAGUCUCAACAGCAGCUAGGCAUUGAGCAGCAGCAGCAUCACCACGUCUAUGUGAGCCAGGUUGUUACAGAGAAGGAAUUCCUGGCCCGCUCGAACCAGCUGCAGGAUGCUGUGCAGUCUGAAGGCUUUGUCAGCUACUGCCAGAAGAAAAUCGACAUGGCCCAAGCUGACUUUGAGAAAAGCGUGUGGGCCUUCUUAAAGGUGAACUUUGAAGAAGAUUCACGUGUUAAAUACCUUGAGCUCUUGGGAUACAAGAAAGAUGAUCUGAGGAAGAAGAUUACAUCCGCUCUAAAUAAAGAGAGUCUUGCCGAUGGCGACUUGGGAGAGGCUCCUGCAGAAUCUGAUGAAUCUGUGCCAAAUGAUGGGGAUGAAGGCCAGGCUACAGAGGAGCGGUUCUUGGGAGAGAGGGUGAAGGACCAUAAACAAGAAACUGAAGAUUUGGGAUCUGCAAAGAAGAUGUUUAACAUCUCUGUUACUGGAGAUGUGGACGGUUUGAUUACCCAGGCUUUGCUGACUGGUAACUUUGAGAGUGCAGUAGAUCUCUGCUUGCACGAUAACCGCAUGGCUGAUGCCAUUAUCUUGGCCAUCGCAGGUGGACAAGAGCUGCUUUCUAGGACACAGGAAAAGUAUUUUGCGAAGAUGCAGAGCAAAAUUACUAGGCUCAUCACUGCGGUGGUAAUGAAGAACUGGAAGGAGAUUGUGCAAUCUUGUGAUCUGCAGAAUUGGAGAGAGGCUUUGGCUUCUGUGCUCACUUACGCCAGGCCAGAUGAGUUUGCAGCCCUUUGCGAUCUCCUGGGUAACAGACUGGAGACUGAAGGGGACAGUCUUCUGCAGACGCAGGCUUGUCUCUGUUACAUUUGUGCUGGCAACGUGGAAAAACUUGUUGCUUGUUGGACCAAAGCUCAGAAUGGAAACAGCCCCUUGUACCUUCAGGAUUUGAUAGAGAAGGUUGUGAUCCUGCGCAAAGCCGUGCAGCUCACCCAGGCUGUGGACCCUAAUGCUGUUGGGGCGCUUUUGGCUGAGAAGAUGAGCCAGUACGCGAACCUCCUGGCUGCCCAGGGCAGCAUUUCUGCGGCUUUGACCUUCCUCCCUGUGAACACCAACCAGCCAAACAUCAUGAUGUUACGGGACAGGCUUUCCAGAGCCCAAGGGGAGCUCCCAGGGGGGCAGGAGUCCCUCAAGGCACCAUAUGAGAGACAGCCCAUGCCCAAAGGACAAGCUGGCCCUGUGGCUGGACAGAUGCAAGGCCCCCAGGCUCCAGGCCAGCAGUUUUACCAACAGGGUGACAACCCACCUCCUCCAGGGUUUAUCAUGCCAGGUGCUGUUAACCCCAACAUGCCACCGCCGCAAGCCUCAUCUUCCAAUUACAGCAUGUACUCUCAAGCAGGGCCUCGGCCAACGUACCCACAGACAUAUCAGGCCACACAGCAGUACUCUUGUGGAACAGGGGGACCAGCUCUCUAUCAGCCUCAGCAGCCUAUUGCUGUCCUUGCUUCAGCCUCUUACCCAAACCCUGCCCCUAACACCACCUCUCCCUACCUACCCUCUGCCCCUGCCCACUCCAUGCCCUCCCCACUGUACCCCGGGCAGCCUCAACCCUCCCCAACAAGCCUGAAUCCCACCUCUUCCUUACCUCUUCCUCCUUCUGGCGCAUCCUUUCCGCAUGGCAGGCCAGGACUUCCAGCAACUUCCGUGGCUUAUGCAUUACCUACUGGACCAACAGGGCCUCAGAAUGGCUGGAACGACCCUCCUGCCCUGAACAGAGCUGCCAAGAAGAAGAAGGUCCCUGAUAACUUCCUGCCCCCAGUUCCCAUCACCUCCCCCAUCAUGAACCCACUGGCAGAUUCACAGUCUCAGAUGCAGCAGCCUUCAGCUCUGGCACCACCCACGGGGGCUCUGGCACCACCCACGGGCACACCCAGCUUCCCACCUUCUUACCUCCCCGCAGGCCAGCUGAUGCUGCAGGGUGGCUACCCCCCCACUCCCCAGCCCCUGGGGCCGUGCAUCAUGCCGACCACUGCCUCCAAACCCAGUACGGAGGGGGCCCCUGGGGCCCCAAUCGGCAAUGCCAUCCAGCAUGUGCAGGCACUGCCAACAGAAAAGAUUACCAAGAAGCCCAUCCCUGAGGAGCACGUUAUUCUGAAGACAACAUUUGAAGCUCUUAUCCAGAGGUGCCUGCUGUCUGCCUCUGAUCCGCAAACCAAGAGGAAACUAGAUGAUGCAAACAAACGUCUGGAGUUCCUAUAUGACAAACUUAGGGAACAGACACUCUCUCCAACCAUCAUUAGUGGUUUGCACAACAUUGUGAAGAGCAUCGAAACCCGCAACUACCAGGAAGGACUGAACAUCCACACGCACAUAGUCAGCACCAGCAACUUCAGUGAGACCUCUGCUUUCAUGCCUGUUCUGAAAGUUGUCCUCACGCAGGCCAAUAAGUUGGGUGUCUGAAGUAACCCUGCAUUUGCAAAACCUUGACAGUUGCUUUUCCAAAGAAGUGCAUUUCUACAGCAAACAUGCAGGAAAUGGACCAAGCGCUAGUCCUUACGGCAUGUCGCAGUAGAGCACUGACAAACGGCAUUACACUCUCCCUGCAAAAUACUUCACCCUAGGAAGGGCCCUGGAGCCCUGGUGCUUUUCUUUUUAUUUUAAUCAUUUUCCCAUCCCUAAUGAUUCUUGUCUACAAAUAGAAUAUUUAAUGAAUGAUGCCCUAUAUCGUCAAUUUUUAGAUGCAUGUUAUACUUCUAAACAGUGGCUUUUAAUAACAGAUAUACGUGAUAAAACAAGAUAGGUUGUGUAUCAGACUCUAAAACAGAUUAUUCCCUUCUGCUCUACUGUUCCUUGUCCACCAGAUUAAAGAGUCUGAUUGUAUUGUAUCUGGUCUCUCAUUUUAUGAAGCUGCUUGCAGUUCUUUUAUUACGAGUUACAUGUUAAAUAGCUUAAUUUUGCAGUGGGGCAAAUGAGCAAAAUAAAGGCUAAUGUGAUAUUUUCAA
Messenger RNA from Mesitornis unicolor (brown roatelo), 3512 nucleotides. RefSeq names its product SEC31 homolog A (S. cerevisiae) (gene SEC31A). The transcript has 19 exons. The coding region runs from base 1 to 2970 and encodes 989 amino acids. Gene Ontology annotation, biological process: endoplasmic reticulum organization; endoplasmic reticulum to Golgi vesicle-mediated transport; COPII-coated vesicle cargo loading. The record is from RefSeq and is a predicted model, not a curated record. Gene Ontology annotation, cellular component: COPII vesicle coat; endoplasmic reticulum exit site. Lineage: Eukaryota; Metazoa; Chordata; Aves; Mesitornithiformes; Mesitornithidae. Gene Ontology annotation, molecular function: structural molecule activity; protein binding.